UGUUCCAAGAAAGCCUUGCUCCUUGUUGUCACACCUAAUAACGUACUUUGGAAGCAAACCAUGUCGGUAGACUGGUAGUCUUCCUGUAACGGACGUAAAGGUAGACAUUCAGCUGCCAACCACGACACUUGACGUAAACGUCGGCCUAUUGGGACACUUUAAACAUGGCACGGAACCAGUCGAGAGUGGACAGAGCUAUUGACGUUGUGGUCGAGAAUGGCGGAAUGGAGGCUUUCAAGAAACUGGCUCGUAAACUGGGGCUCAGCGAGGGCGACAUUGACACAAUAUCCGUCCGGGCACCGCAAAACCUCACCGAGCAAAAGCAACAGAUGCUGAGAAUGUGGAAACAGCGAGGCGGCUCAAGAGCGACACCUACCGUACUGAUGGAGGCUUGCAGGCAGGCGGGCAUCACUGACGUGGCAGAGAAAAUCCAAAGGGCGAUGGAUAGAGGAACCAUAUCUGAGCAAAUGCACGAUGACGCAUACGUAGGUGACGUCUGUGAACAAGCACUGAAGAAGUACUACAAGAGGACACAAUCGUACUACACCCCUCUCAACUGGUGUCCGUGGGUCGAGAUGGCUCAAAAAGACAACCACGUCCCCGUCAGGGUGAACCGGGUCACACGGGAGCUGUGCACGCCUGCCGAUCUCGCCAAGGAAGAGCUCCUGACGGAAGACGACGCCGUUAUCAUGGCGGACAACGUCAAGCGAGUCAUCUUCGAGGGCCCGUCGGGAAUCGGGAAGACGACUCUACUGCGUAACAUCGUCUGCCAUUGGUCAAUCGGGCAGAAGUUCAAUGGUAUAAAGAUGAUGUUCGCGCUGAAAGCUCGUCACCUCAAGGCUUCAGAGGACUUGUUUGACGCAAUUUACCAGCACAACAUCCUGCCGAGGGACUUUGUGAUCGCGAAAGAUCGGCUGAGAGAGUGGGUACAGAAGAACCAGGAGAAGGUCAUGUUCAUUAUCGAUGCGGUGGAAGAGACCCCCGGUUUCAGCCGAGACCAUUUCGUCGCAGGGCUCAUCUUCGGUAACUAUCUCCGGGAGAGCUACGUCGUCCUCACCACCACUGCCAUACACAAUCUUAAAGUGCCAAUCUUAAAGUCGUGCGACGCCUACUACGUCGUGGAAGGAUUCAAUCAAGAAGACGUCGAUACGUUCGUGGGAAAAUUCUUCAAGAAGGACAAGGAAGCACGGGGGAUGAGAGAGUUGUUGACUCAGUACGGCCACUCAAGUCUUCAGUAUGGCCACUCAAGUCUUGUUGAUCUGUGUAAGACUCCCAUGUACCUCAUGCUUCUCUGUCUACUGUGGAAAGAGAAAGACAGGACGCGGCGAGAUACGGUGACGGGGCUCUUUGAGGGGAUCGUCGACAUCUCCCUCCGCAAGUACUGCGAGAAACAUCUCCAUCUCAACCCGCAAGAAGAGAUCCCGGAGGACCUUCAGUGCAAACUCGAUGAGCUGUACGAACUUUCUUGGAAAACCCUUAACAAGAAGGGCCCGAUCGUCUUGAAGGAGACCGAAGUGACGAACAUCAGGGAAAGUAUGGUGAAGCUUGGGUUUCUUAUCAAAGAGAAAGGGCACCAAGCUGAGAAGUUCGCGUUCGGACACAGACUCCUCCGCGAGCUUUUCGCCGCCAAGUACGUGGUGAAGACUAACCGGAGAGACCUGUACGACAUGAUGUGGAGUAAAGGCUGUCAUUCCAUGCACAGGUUCAACACAGUGUGUCUCUUCGUGGCAGGUCUGCUAGGGGAACAUGCGAACCCGCUGUUCGAAUCCUUCGCGGACAGCCACAAAGCGAUGACAGCAGACGCCAACUGUUCACAAUGCUGCAUCGACACAAACACGGUCCUGGCUUGCCGGUGUGUCGUGGAAAGCACGCAGCCUCGACAGUUCGGUCUCUUCGUGGCGGAAACGCUGACUGCGAACAUGGGAUCAGGUCGCGUCAUCUCUCUCAACUUCUUCCGGCGACAUCCGAAGUUAAACACUCUCCUUGGCCUCUCGUACAUUGUUGAGAACAUCAACUGCUUAGACGACCACGGUAGGGUGGAUGACUCGAAGAGAAUAUCUCUCGUCCUGGAUAACUUGUGGAUCUACCGUCAGAAAGGUCUAGCCCGGUUGGGACAGGCUAUCAUGAAGACCCGGUGUAUCGACAGUCUGGCUAUCUCGUCUACGGGCCUGGACGUGAGUCUCACCAACCCGCGGAGUAACGACAGCAACAACGAGGGCAUGUACAGCUUCUUCGAGGCAAUCGGCGACCCCAGGAGCAUGAUCAGAGCCCUGACCAUCUCUGCACAGAUAGAUCGGAUGAGCGAGUCUGCCAUCCAGGCCAUCCCGGAAGCCUUCAAGAACAACGUAAACUUGGAACAGCUGGACCUCUUCACGCUGUUCUCCAAGAGAUGUUCGUACCGCUGCAGUGACAGCGACAAGAGGAACAUAUGUCUCAGGACCAAACACAUUGAGAUGCUUCUGACGGACGUCACGAAGGCAAUUGAGAACAUGUCAAAUCUUCGGACUCUGAGGAUCUCGGCAAAUGUCCUGCGCGAAGAAAUGUCCAAAACGCUCUUCGUCCCUGCCCUGGACAGUCAUCCCAGCAUCAAGGCUCUCCACGUUGUCGGUCAGGUCAAAGGAAGAGGACACUUGACCAUGACAGGUGCAAAAUCUCUGGCUAGAAUUCUAGAAAAGAACCGGAAGCUGGAAGCUGUGAGUAUCCGGUUGACGACAGUGUCGGAGGACACCCGCGAGCCGCUAGCUGACACGCUGUGUGAGGGUCUUUGCCAAACAAGCGCGGCGUCUGUCGAACUCUUGUUUAACUGUGUCCUUCAGCGAGAGGCUCGCAUCUUCGCAGACAUUGUGAAGACAAACGCCAACGUCACAGACAUCACCUAUUCCUGGCACACGAUGUUCCCGUCCUUCCUCGCAACGCUAGCCAUCCACGUCAGAGUCUCCGCCACUCUGGAAAGACUGGUGCUCUGCGGCAAGUUUGAAGACGGGGAGUCGCUUGUAGAAUUGGUGAAAGCCGCUAUGGCGAACGAUAAACUUGGCUCCCUUGUCCUGAACGGCAAGUUCUUUGUUGAUCGGACGGUCUCUGCCGUCACGGCGUGCUUGAAUGAACGACAGGAGGACAGGGAACUGGAGCGUCCGUUCAUUCUACACCUCUCAGGCGAUGUGGUGGGAGACAACGCGGAAGACGCCAUGACUGAGCUAGACCAACUGUCAAAGUCGUGCGCGGAUCACAACAUUGUCGUCCACAACACUCUGUCGGUGGAGACACACCCUGAUACGUACAUCGGGAGUCUGCAGCUGAGAGCUGCCAUGAGGGCGAAGAGAGAGCGACGGCUGAGAUCACCCCAGGCAUCUGAGAGGUCAGUCCAAGAAGAGCCGCGGAAAGUGCGCAAGACUGCCAAGAGACGGCGCGGGAAAACGAGAGGACGGAACAGGGAAGAGCGAGCGUUAUCGAAAGAAGAGUCACACAGGAGCCGACAGAACUGGCUAAAGUGUCACGUCAUUGGACUUAUCAUCAUUCUUGUUGUUGUAGUUGCGGGAGUAGUUAUCUUAGGAUGGUGCGAUGUCAGAGGUGGGACGUAAAAUCCAACUUUGCUUGUGGAUUGUCGUAAUAUAUCGUAACAUCGGCUUGGUAAU
Branchiostoma belcheri (Belcher's lancelet) is the source of this 3632-nucleotide messenger RNA. RefSeq lists its product as uncharacterized. The transcript has 3 exons. Lineage: Eukaryota; Metazoa; Chordata; Leptocardii; Amphioxiformes; Branchiostomatidae. The record is from RefSeq and is a predicted model, not a curated record. Gene Ontology annotation, molecular function: protein binding. Bases 165 to 3578 code for a protein of 1137 amino acids. Gene Ontology annotation, biological process: signal transduction.